AAGCUUUUGUCCUAAAUGAAAUCCUAAAUGAAUAUGCAUUUUUACAUGCAGAAGCCAAGCUCUGUGUGCAGUGAGAGUUGCCCUCUAGGCACUAGGAAGGCUGCACAAAAAGGAAGGCCUGUCUGCUGCUAUGACUGUAUCCCAUGUGCAGAGGGAGAAAUCAGCAAUGAGACAGAUUCAAUUAACUGCAAGCAGUGUCCCAGGGAAUACUGGUCUAAUGAGGAAAAAAAUAAUUGUGUGUCAAAGAAUUUAGAGUUUCUGUCAUUCACAGAAGUUAUGGGUAUAGUGCUUGUCUUUUUCUCACUGUUUGGAAUAGGAAUAACUGUGCUAGUGGCCAUCCUAUUUUACAGCAAGAAGGAUACCCCCAUCAUAAAAGCAAACAACUCAGAGCUGAGCUUCCUGUUGCUCUUCUCAUUGACUUUGUGUUUCCUCUGUUCACUUACUUUUAUUGGACGGCCUACUGAGUGGUCCUGUAUGUUGCGUCACACAGCAUUUGGGAUCACUUUUGUCCUCUGUAUCUCCUGUGUUCUGGGAAAAACAAUAGUAGUGUUAAUGGCUUUCAAGGCUACACUUCCAGGAAGUAAUGUCAUGAAAUGGUUUGGGCCUAAACAACAACGACUCAGUGUGUUUGUCUUUACUCUUGUACAGGUUCUUAUCUGUGUGCUUUGGGUAACAAUAUCUCCUCCAUUUCCCUACAGAAAUAUGAAAUAUUAUAAGGAAAAGAUAAUUCUUGAGUGUAAUCUGGGUUCUACUAUAGGUUUCUGGGCUGUGCUGGGUUAUAUUGGCCUACUUGCUGCCUUGUGCUUUAUUCUUUCUUUUCUGGCUCGUAAGCUGCCUGAUAACUUUAAUGAAGCCAAAUUCAUUACAUUCAGUAUGUUGAUAUUCUGUGCUGUAUGGAUAACAUUUAUUCCAGCUUAUGUCAGUUCUCCUGGAAAAUUUACUGUAGCUGUGGAGAUAUUUGCCAUUUUAGCUUCAAGCUUUGGUUUACUAUUCUGCAUAUUUGCACCUAAAUGUUAUAUCAUCCUGCUUAAACCUGAACAAAAUACAAAGCAAAAUAUUAUGGGGAAGACAACCUCUAAGUCCUACUGAAAAAUGGCAUUUGUAUACCACCUAUUUUUUCUUAAUUAUUUGUUCAAAUAUAAAUGGAAGU
Cyprinus carpio (common carp) is the source of this 1150-nucleotide messenger RNA. Its product is annotated as extracellular calcium-sensing receptor-like. Lineage: Eukaryota; Metazoa; Chordata; Actinopteri; Cypriniformes; Cyprinidae. Gene Ontology annotation, cellular component: membrane. Gene Ontology annotation, biological process: G protein-coupled receptor signaling pathway. The record is from RefSeq and is a predicted model, not a curated record. The coding region runs from base 28 to 1089 and encodes 353 amino acids. The transcript is spliced from 2 exons. Gene Ontology annotation, molecular function: G protein-coupled receptor activity.